This is a messenger RNA of Aspergillus wentii DTO 134E9, 1105 nucleotides long. Its product is annotated as 40S ribosomal protein uS5. Gene Ontology annotation, molecular function: structural constituent of ribosome; RNA binding. The coding region runs from base 92 to 868 and encodes 258 amino acids. Gene Ontology annotation, biological process: translation. The record is from RefSeq and is a predicted model, not a curated record. Gene Ontology annotation, cellular component: ribosome; cytosolic small ribosomal subunit. The transcript is spliced from 3 exons. NCBI's taxonomy places the organism in Eukaryota, Fungi, Ascomycota, Eurotiomycetes, Eurotiales, Aspergillaceae.
AAAAGCAACCCUCGACGUCGACAACCCCUCCCCAUCGACACCCUCCAGGUCCGGCAACCCGGUACAUUUUCAAUCGCCAGAUCUAUACAACAUGGCUGACGCUCCCCGUGGACGUGGAGGAUUCGGCUCGCGCGGCGACCGUGGUGGUGACCGUGGACGUGGCCGUGGCCGCCGUGGCCGUCGUGGCGGUCCCAAGGAGGAGAAGGAAUGGCAGCCCGUCACCAAGCUUGGCCGUCUCGUGAAGGCCGGCAAGAUCACCAGCAUGGAGCAGAUCUACCUUCACUCUUUGCCCGUCAAGGAGUUCCAGAUUGUGGACUUCUUCCUCCCCAAGCUGAAGGAUGAGGUUAUGAAGAUCAAGCCCGUCCAGAAGCAGACCCGUGCCGGUCAGCGUACCCGUUUCAAGGCCGUUGUCCUCAUCGGUGACUCCGAGGGUCACAUCGGUCUCGGUAUCAAGACCUCCAAGGAAGUCGCUACCGCUAUCCGUGCCGCCAUCACCAUCGCCAAGCUCGCUGUCCUCCCCGUCCGUAGAGGUUACUGGGGUUCCAACCUUGGUGAGCCUCACUCUCUGCCCGUCAAGCAGAGUGGAAAGUGUGGUUCCGUCUCCGUCAGACUUAUCCCCGCUCCCCGUGGUACCGGCCUGGUUGCCUCCCCCGCCGUCAAGCGUCUCUUGCAGCUUGCUGGUGUCCAGGACGCCUACACCUCCUCUUCCGGUUCGACCAAGACCCUUGAGAACACCCUCAAGGCCACCUUCGUCGCUGUCGUCAACUGCUACGGCUUCCUCACCCCCAACCUGUGGAAGGAGACCAAGCUCAUCCGGAGCCCUCUGGAGGAGUUCUCUGACGUUCUGCGCCAGGGUAAGAAGUACUAGAUUCCGUUGUGUGUAGCGAUGGGAAGAAAUUUGCAUGAUUGUUUUUGAACCCAACCAAAUAACUUUUUCUUAACAACAACCCCCGAUUCCCUUUUUUUACUACCUUUUUCUUUUUGGCUGGGGAAAAACGGGAUUAUGCUCGAGGAGACUCGUAAUACCUUACCACACACAAAAAAUCACGCUCGGUUACGCUAUAUGGUGUCCAUGGAUGUCUUAUUUACAGGAAGGGAAAAAAGG